UCCUACCAUUGGCGCUCAUUGACUACGUCACAUACACUUCCGGUUUGGCCGGAAGACAACAGUGGAAUCAGUGAGCUUCUAAGUGAAUGUCAAAAUAGCCUAACGCAACCUCGUAUUAUUGUUUUUGGCGCUUCGAGGGAACAAAGGCGACCACGUCGAUAUGUUUUCCUUCCACGUCUUCGACCACCCGAUGUCUCGUGGCUUCCAGAACCGGUUUUCCACCCAGUACCGAUGCUACUCCGUGUCGAUGCUGGCCGGUCCGAAUGACCGCUCCGACGUGGAGAAAGGAGGCAAAAUCAUAAUGCCGCCUUCAGCGCUCGACCAGCUCAGCAGACUUAAUAUCACCUAUCCGAUGCUGUUCAAGCUGACCAACAAGAACUCGGACCGAAUGACACACUGCGGGGUUCUGGAGUUCGUGGCAGAUGAGGGAAUCUGCUACCUGCCGCACUGGAUGAUGCAGAAUCUGCUCCUGGAGGAAGGCGGUCUGGUCCAGGUUGAGAGCGUCAACCUCAUGGUGGCCACCUACUCCAAGUUCCAGCCGCAGAGUCCUGACUUUUUGGACAUUACGAACCCCAAAGCAGUGCUGGAGAAUGCGUUAAGGAACUUUGCCUGCUUGACAACCGGUGACGUCAUAGCCAUUAACUAUAAUGAAAAGAUUUAUGAACUGCGAGUAAUGGAGACCAAACCAGACAGAGCGGUAUCCAUCAUUGAGUGUGACAUGAAUGUGGAUUUUGAUGCUCCGCUGGGCUACAAAGAGCCCGAACGUCGGUCUCACCAUCAGGAAGAACCGACCGAGGAGGAGGCAGAUCCAAGCACUUACGCCGAUAUGGACACUCGAUUCAGGGCUUUUACCGGCUCUGGCAAUCGCUUGGAUGGCAAAACCAAAGGGAUCGAGCCCAGUCCUGCUCCUCUGGGCCCCAGCGACAUUAUAAGAGGUAUCCCCAACUACGAGUUCAAAAUUGGCCGAAUCACGUUUAUCCGAAACUCAAGGCCACUUCCGAGGAGAAUGGUUGAGGAUGAUGACGCUAUGAACAGAUUCAUCGCCUUCUCCGGAGAAGGACAGUCAUUACGCAAGAAGGGCAGAAAGCCGUGAUGGGUUCCAGAAGGGAAGCGACUUGUUGGCUCACGUGCACAAACACACACCACCACCACCACAACAACAACAACAUGUAUUGUCGCCUACACUUGCAAAGUGAAAUCCUUCUUUCAGGAACGUUGACGUCUCGGAACCUUUGAAAUUGCAGUUGUGCUGUGGAAGUGGGCUUGUACUUGAUUACAACUGGGGCAGUAGCUUUUUUUUUUUUUUUCAACCGAAGCAAAGAUACAUAAAACGCUGCCAGCAGCGAUUUUUGUACUCAGAUAUGUUUUAGUGGUUGCUUUGAAAUCUUUUACAGAAACGUGACCAAGAUUCACUUUUGAAGCACGACUAUUUGGAUUUGGAUUGCCUCUUACUUGAAGGUUACAUUUGCCUGUUUUUGUUUUUUUUGUCAUUAUUGUUGAUUAUUUCCAGUCCACUUCAUACAUACUGCUAUCCCAUAAUGGCCCAUUAUUAUGACAAAUGGGUGCAAUAUUUUUUGAGCUUGUUUUUAUCGAAAAAUGUUUGAAUAUUUCCCGAGUUAUUUUAGGGAUCGACAAUUGUUUGUUUUUUUUCUUUAUUUAUAGAUAAAUAAAUGAUUGUUAAAAGUAUGAUUGCUUUGUUUCUUGUUUAUAAACGAACAAGAAAAAUGUAUUUUUUUUUAGUAUGUUGGAUUGUGUUGUAUUUCCAGCCAAAACGUUUUAAUACACGUUAACUUUAAUUUCGAUUUUGAGUUUGUUUUGUGAAAAUAAUAAUAAUCUUCACUUACUCUGUUGUUUUAAUUUUUCCUUGUUUUGGACGAGCUGUAAGUCACGACAAUACUCUUUCAACAUUUUUUUAAACGUGGUUCAAAUGAUAUAAAGAUGAUUUUAAGCAGGUUAAACUGAUUUGACUGAAUGUAUUCAUACUCGUAACUACAAAACUAUACAGGCCGACGGGAAGCAGCGUAAAAAACGAGGGUAAGUGAAUGCGUCUAUCGUUAGCAGUCAGCAAGCUAGAAAUGGAGCAGUCCGAAGAGAGACAAUGGAGGACACCAAGGGUCUGCAGUGACUACUGGAGUGAAUAUAGACACUGCAAGAGCUUGUGGAAUCGUUUCCAUCACUACUACACUUACGGUACCGCUCCAACUUGUCAGCAGUGGAAAGUGGACUACUACAACUGUAAAGCAUG
Molecule: messenger RNA, 2245 nt
Organism: Syngnathoides biaculeatus (alligator pipefish)
Lineage: Eukaryota; Metazoa; Chordata; Actinopteri; Syngnathiformes; Syngnathidae
Gene: ufd1l
Product: ubiquitin recognition factor in ER associated degradation 1
Exons: 13
Coding region: 161-1093 (310 amino acids)
Cellular component (GO): VCP-NPL4-UFD1 AAA ATPase complex
Molecular function (GO): polyubiquitin modification-dependent protein binding
Source: RefSeq, a predicted model, not a curated record